Molecule: messenger RNA, 758 nt
Organism: Microbotryum saponariae
Lineage: Eukaryota; Fungi; Basidiomycota; Microbotryomycetes; Microbotryales; Microbotryaceae
Source: the annotation of a GenBank genome assembly
AUGGCCUCCUUGCUCAAGAACCUCUUCCCAAACCGAGCCUUCCGCUCUACCACCCUCAACUGCAUCCUUCCCCAAACCACCCGAUUAUCACCCGUCCUUCUGACCCUCCGCUCCCAAUCCACCUCCUCUGCUGCUGCAACACCAGGCGCAGCUCCUACUUUGGAUGUGACGCUCCGACAAGCUUUGAAAGGCUACAUGAAGUCGAGGCAGUCGUUCGAAUCGGGGGUGAUCAGAGUGAGCCCUUGCACGCUCCCACUCCCCACCUCGAGAGGAAACCGGAACGAACCCCGACUCGUAUCCUCUCCGUAUUCCCAUCUAAACCUAACCCUCCUCGCCCUUCCCCAACGCAGUCCAUCCUCGCGGACCUUCAAACGACCUCGCACCUCGCUUCGCCUCCGAAUCCCCAAAAAGUCCUCUUGAAAUCCAUCAAGACGCGCCUCGAAGCCGCUUCGCAAUUCACCACCUCCACACCCCCUCGGCAAGAUCUAGCCGAUCAAUAUACGCGUGAAGCGGAACUGUUGCAAAAGUUCGUACAAAACACUGACGAGGGUCUUUCAGGUAUGGGUGAGGAGGACUUGGAGGGUGUGAUCAAAGGUGCUUUGGAGGAGAUUAAGGUUGAGAAAGGAGGGGAGGAAGUUGGAGUCAAGGAUUUGGGAAGGGUCAUCAAGGUCGUGUUGGCGAAGACGAAGGGCAACAUGGGGGGGAAGGGGGUUAGUGAGGCGGUGAAGAAGUUCUUUGAUGCUCAGGUGACGAAAUAG